AUGCCUUCCCCAUCCAAGAUCGCCGCGCUUGGCCUUGUCGCUACGGGUUCUUUUGUGGCCGCUGGACCUUGCGAUAUUUACGCAUCGGGAAACACGCCUUGCAUCGCCGCUCACAGCACCACUCGCGCGCUUUACAAUGCUUUCAGCGGUUCCCUCUACCAGAUUAAGCGCGGUUCCGAUGGCGCUACCACCAACGUCGCACCUCUAUCCGCCGGUGGUGUAGCCAAUGCCGCAACCCAAGACAAGUUCUGCGCCAACACCACAUGUCUCAUCACCAUCAUUUACGAUCAAUCUGGUCGUGGUAACCAUCUCACUCAAGCUCCUCCAGGAGGCUUCAACGGCCCAGAAGCUAAUGGCUAUGACAACCUGGCCGGAGCCAUCGGCGCACCAGUCACGCUGAAUGGAAAGAAGGCAUAUGGUGUUUUCGUCUCACCGGGUACUGGAUAUCGCAACAAUAAGGUAAGCGGCUCAGCGACUGGCGAUGCAGCAGAGGGCAUGUACGCUGUGCUUGACGGAACGCAUUUCAACGAUGCAUGCUGCUUCGAUUACGGCAACGCUGAGACCAACAACCUCGACACCGGAAACGGCCACAUGGAAGCCAUCUACUUCGGCACAAACACAAUUUGGGGCACUGGUGCCGGCUCCGGCCCGUGGCUAAUGGCCGACCUGGAAAACGGACUCUUUUCCGGCAUGUCCCCGAAGAACAACCCAGCGGACCCAACUCUCACAGAUCGUUUCCUCACCACUGUCUUGAAGGGCGGAGCAAACAAGUGGGCGCUCCGCGGCGGAAACGCCGUGUCAGGCGGUCUCUCGACGUACUACAACGGCGCGCGACCCAGCGCCUCAGGCUACAACCCCAUGAGCAAAGAAGGCGCCAUAAUCCUCGGUAUCGGCGGCGACAACAGCAACGGAGCGCAAGGAACGUUUUACGAGGGAGUCAUGACAUCCGGCUACCCCACCGAUGCAACCGAGAACGCAGUGCAAGCCAACAUCGUCGCAGCGAAAUACGCGACUACAAGCCUAACCAGCGGCCCCGCCUACACAGUCGGAUCAUCGAUCUCGUUCCGCGCCACGACAGCCGGAUACACGGAUCGCUACCUCGCGCACACUGGCGCUACGGUUAACACGCAAGUCGUUUCUUCCUCCAGCACCGCGUUGCUUAAGCGCCAGGCUAGUUGGACUGUACGCGCUGGUCUGGCGAACAGCGCUUGUUUCUCGUUUGAGUCGAAGGAUACGGCUGGGAGUUAUAUCCGUCAUUACAACUUCGUGUUGCAGCUGCAGGCGAAUGAUGGGUCGAAGGCUUUCAAGGAGGAUGCGACGUUCUGUCCUCAGGCUGGUUUUACGGGCUCGGGCAGUUCGAUAAGGGCGUGGGGGUAUCCGACGAGGUAUAUUCGUCAUUAUAAUAAUGUUGGGAAUAUUGCUAGUAAUGGGGGUGUUCAUGAUUUUGAUGCCGCGGCGAGCUUUAAUGCGGAUGCGACUUGGAGUGUUGGUACGGGGUUGGCUUAG
Alternaria hordeiaustralica is the source of this 1506-nucleotide messenger RNA. RefSeq lists its product as uncharacterized. Lineage: Eukaryota; Fungi; Ascomycota; Dothideomycetes; Pleosporales; Pleosporaceae. Gene Ontology annotation, molecular function: alpha-L-arabinofuranosidase activity. The transcript has 2 exons. The record is from RefSeq and is a predicted model, not a curated record. The coding region runs from base 1 to 1506 and encodes 501 amino acids. Gene Ontology annotation, biological process: L-arabinose metabolic process; arabinan metabolic process; pectin catabolic process.